GCUGUAGUUAAUGCUUGUGGUUAGGAAACCACUGACACGUUUUUUCGAUGUAAAUCGACUCUAUCUAAUUGAGAAGGCUUUUGUCUUAGCCACACUGAAGUUCUUGGAAAGGUAAGUAAAGGCCACACCCACAUGGCACUUGGCCUUAGCUUCUUAUGACAAGUGGUAUUUUGCAAAGUCAGGGAGGGCUCUACGUGCAUGUAUAUACUGCAUGUGUUGGUGAUAGACUAAUAAUAAACACUGUAGGCAAGCCAGGUUUCAUUUUGCAAUAAUAAAGGCCUACUAGAUACAUUCUGUCUUGAUACCCAUAACAUAAUUUCAUUUCACUGAAUAAAUAUGUAUUUUCUGUCACAUUUAUACAGGUAAGAGAGCAGUGCUGCAGUUAUACGCGCUCGCCAAAUGUAUUUGGUGACUUCAUCGCUUAGGGACCGGAUUGGUGGAGUUCAGCCAAAUCAGAUCAUGCACACGUGACCAGCCUUUCUCAGAAUGUUCCUGGAAAGUGUAGCGCUGCCCGAACACAAGGAAAACAUUGUUUAAAAUGGCUUACACGGACAGCGAUAACUCCUAUCAAUAUUACAGAGGAUAUGUGACAACGGAAAUAUAAAUCUGUUUUGGGUAGUGCGUAUAUGACUAACGAUUCCAUUGUUAACAGAUUAACGAAAUUGCCAAUCUCUUUCAUAUGCGAACUAUUAGGUUACAUAUCUAUUAUUUCGCUUGCCUCGACUAUGCGAAGUUUGAAAAAACGAUCGACUGGGCUAGGACUGGUCGACCUUAUAUCCUUCUGCACUUCCACGCCUUAUCGUUCUCAAGCCAAAAGAUGCACUCCACCCCAGUCGCACAUUUACGUGAUUCUGUAACGAACCGAGAGCAAAUGACUUGCCUGAGAGAAGAAAACCAGAUGCUUUGACUUGUUUUUAACAGACUACUUCACAAAAUAUUUUUCAUCGUAUGUCGAGAAACUCAAAGCUUACUUAUAAAACACAAUUGUGAGACAUAAUCGGUAAAAGGAUACACCUCCGAAAGGUUUUAAAGUCACAAGCAGUGAUUUGGUUUAUUUCGAGGAGUCAAGGAAUUGAAUAGAUUUUGGAUGGGGCAUACACAAUGCGUGAGUAAGUCCGCCGAGACUGAACCAGCGACGCGUUGGAGAGACUGGCGAAGGAAGCUCAGACCCUUUGCCCGACAAACAUUGGGACGCAGAGGUGUAUCAUCACCAACGGCUCUUAUGAUUAUUCCAAACUCAGCAUCCGAUGAGUCCUUAACAGCCGUGCGGCCAAAAAAUCAACUGGAGCGUCGCCAACUUGAACCAACCGUGGAUGCCGAGGGAUUUGAGAAAGCAAUGCUGCACUUGAACGACUCCGGCUGGUACUGGGGAUCUCUAACCGCUGCAGAGGCAAAGCAAGUUCUUGAUGAAGCCCUUGAAGGCACUUUCUUGUUGCGAAAGAGCUCUAACCCUGCCUACCUGCUUACCCUUUCUGUAAGGACCAGUGUCGGACCCACACACCUGCGCAUUGAGUAUGUGAAUGGAAAUUUUGGCUUUGACUCAGUGGCAAUGGCUCGUCCUCAGCUUAAGCAGUUCAAAGGUGCUGUGGAACUGGUGCAGCACUAUGCCCUGGCUUACCAGAGGACAGCCAACCCCAAAGAGGAGACAAGGCCUGCUGAGGAGGCAGAGGAGAAUGCCUUGCCAGUGGCAUCUGAGACCUUGCAACUCAAGCUCACCAGACCUCUCCACAAAAAGCCUAGCAGUCUCCAACAUCUUUGCCGUAAGGCCAUUAACCAAUAUUCACACAGUCACAAGGACUUGCCCCUGCCUGAAAGGUUAAAGGAUUUCCUUUUGGAGUAUCCAUUUCUGUUGUAGGACCACAAACCAUUGGCAGCCCUCAGAAAAUGGCCUUGAUGCCUCAAACAAAUCAGGUUUGUCAGAACCAUUAUUUCUGUACAAAUAGGAGUGCUCUUGGUGGUUUGUUUAAAACAAAAAAAGGCUAACUGCAAAUUCUUCAUUUAUGUCUUGUUAGAUCCCUAUUGCUCAGAGUGGUUCAGUGCUACUGUCAGUAUAAUGAACAAUGCUUGACCAAUAGGAGUACUCAUAGUGUAGUUAACCACAUUGCAGUUUACUGCAUUUACUUAUUGCAGAUACCAAAAGUAUGUACACUUUACUACCGACCUGAAGUGAAAGAUUAUGAUUUGCCAUCUGACAUACAUGUUCAUAAGACAGUUAUAUCUGUAUUGUAGCCUACCAGUACUGGACCAUAGUUGCAGUGUUCAUGCAAAACAAUUAAGCAGUAAUUUAGAUUAGGGUAGAGAUGAUUAGCUAGUCAUCAUUAGUUGCAUACACAGUUUCAGAAUGGACUGAAUUUCUUAAUGUGAUGGUUUCAGAGCAAAACUGUAUUAAAGGUACAGUCCGUGAUUCUAAUCCCACACAUUUUUUUCAAGUUCUGUGAAUUGCUUCUCACAGUCCUCCAGCUGUCUGUCCAAUGUUUGUGCUCAAAAAAUCUCUGGUGCUCAUACACACUUCUGGCUCUGUAAAUGGGAAAAUAAACAUAGUUGUCCGGACCAAGCCAUAAACAAUCCCAGCCAAUCAACACAGUGCUUCAGGUGCAUGAAAGGAGGGGUGUCAUUUAAUUGGCUGUUGAAAUAUCAGCAACCUUUUGCAAAAUCAAGACUGAAUCAUGGUCUGUAUCUUUAAAUGCUCAAAAUGAUUUUGCAUCAAACAUAACAUGACUUAUACACACAAGAGAACUUCGAAUAGUUCUGCUCUGACUGAAUGCAAACUCCAAUACAGCAGUGAUCUGAUACCUACUUAUGAACAAUAGUGUAUGUGUGACAAUAUUAAGAUUGCAAGGUCGUAGUCUCCAUUUCACCUGUUGGUAUAUGAGCUGGGAAAAAAACAUUUGAAUAAAACAAGAAUCCUUGAUAUGAAUGCCUAUCAUUGAGAUGUGUUUCCAACCAGUACACAAUAUAAUGAUAUCAACUUCAGUUCUAUGUAGAUUUGUACGAACUGUGAUCAGACUUGUGUAGAAGGGAGUGCAGGUAUCAAAUCAGUGCACGCUCGGAAUGUUCAUGAUGUGGGUUAAGGUCAAAGGUGGUGUCUUGUCAUGCUUCCAGAUUUGAACUUUGACGGCCUGUCCUGGUGUUAAGUAUCCCGCUCCUGAAGUAGCCAAAGACAGAUGGUUUGGUAGACCAAUCCUGAGUGUUAUCAGUUGAGAGUUUGAAGAGACUCAACUUUCUCUCUUAACUUGUGUUGUACUGUCUUCAACAUGAGUUUUUGUUUGAGAAAUUAUUUUAAGAAUUGUCAUAAUUUUUGUCAUUACCUUUUUCUGAUAGAUUUGCCUUAAAAUGGUAAGCUACCAAGAUCCUUAAGGAAUCAUUGAGUUAAAAUUAUGAGAAGGUAAAGUAAGAAGGUUGUAUUCAACUGCACAGUUUUUUACAACUCUCUUUUGCUUUUGACAUUUUUGAAAAACCUGAAAUGUUCUUGUACAGUUAUAUUCAUCACACAUUUGCAUCGCUUGGGCAUGAACGAUUGACCUAGUGAGAUUGAUGUGUAUCAUAGUAACUUCUUAUGUAUAUUACUAGAUGCAAUUGGUCAUACAACCAUGGAUGUUUUCAGUAAGUGGGCAUUGGAGACAUUUUACAAAUGUGAAACGACUACAUACCGAAAGAAGAAUGACCAACAGGCCACAAACAAUCAAACUGUAAAUGAAGUGCCUCUGAAAUACGCUGAUGUGCAGCUCAUUAAAUAAACCUGACGUCUGUCAGAUAGAUUCUUUGGAA
This is a messenger RNA of Clupea harengus (Atlantic herring), 3768 nucleotides long. RefSeq names its product suppressor of cytokine signaling 2-like. Gene Ontology annotation, molecular function: 1-phosphatidylinositol-3-kinase regulator activity. Gene Ontology annotation, biological process: phosphatidylinositol phosphate biosynthetic process; intracellular signal transduction. The record is from RefSeq and is a predicted model, not a curated record. Lineage: Eukaryota; Metazoa; Chordata; Actinopteri; Clupeiformes; Clupeidae. Gene Ontology annotation, cellular component: phosphatidylinositol 3-kinase complex.